CCUGGCCUGGGCACCCCCGGUCCCGCCCCUGGCGCCUCCGUCAUGUCUCCUAUCCCGCCCUUCGUCCGCUGGACACGCUCCCCUCCGCCGCCCCGCCUCUCAUGGCCCUGGGUACCCACCCUGUUCUCCUGCCCGUGCCUUGAGCGCAGUGCCCUCCCCUCCGCUCCCCAUCUACCGGCCAGGCCCCGCUCCCCGCCCUCAUCGUCUCCUCUUCACAGCCUUUGUGCCCAGACCCCCACUGCGCCCCCUCAUUCCUCCUCCCCGACCUUCCGCUACCAUCUUCCCUCUGGGCCCGUCUGCUGCGGCACCCUGGCCUCGCCCCAUCCACCACAUCUUCUCCCCAUGGCCUGUGUGCUUUGGCCCUUCCGCCCUAUAUCCUGAUCUCAUCCUGUCCUGGGCCGUGAUUCCCCUCCUCUUCCCUGGUCCUUUUACCCUUACCCUCAUCUUUUCUAAACAGCCUUACUUCCCUGCACCCGGGAUCCCUCAGCUCCUCCCUUCUGCCCUGUUUCUGGUCCCAGGUUUGUUCACUCAACCCUUCUACAUCUCAAUACUCCAGCUUUGCCCUGAUGUCUCCUUCCCGGCUGCCUCCCCCAACUUGUACUACUUACUCCCAUCUGCUCUGCUGUGCCUUAUGCCAACAGUUCUGUGAUUCAUCCUCCACCAUCUCCUCUUGCCCCCUCACCCCUGCUCCAUUGACCCAGUCCUGUGUUCUGUCUUUGUAUCUCUGAACCUACUUUGCCGCACACCAUAUUCCACUGUUAUCACCCCUCCCUGUAUGGAGUAUUUGUGAGUGGGUGGCUGCUCCAGAGAAGUCCUAGCAGCUCAUCAGGAGCUGGGGAAGUUUGAUUUCGUGUCCGUGUCCUCUGGCUGCAGCAGUUAUGAUAUUUCAGACGAUUGGCCAGGCUACAGUUUGGAUUUAUUCACAUAUCCACAGCACUACUAUGGAGAUCUGGAAUAUGUGCUCAUACCUCAUGGUAUUAUUGUUGACAGGAGGUAAUGCUGAAGAUGAUGGAGAAAAAUGCAAUUACCUCACUAUUUUUACAUAAACAAAAGAGGAACUUAAAUGUAUUUGAGGACAGAAUGCGUGGCCAAAGACAUCAUGCAAGACAUUGGAGACAAUAACAUUGUGGUUCUCUGUGUACUUAAAGGUGGCUACAAGUUCUGUGCUGACCUUGUGGAGCACAUUAAGACUCUCAGUAGAAAUUCAGAAAGGUCCAUCUCCAUGAAAGUUGACUUUGUCAGACUGAAAAGUUACCAUAAUGAUCAGUCUACACAAGAUAUGCAGAUAAUAGGAAGAGAAGAUCUUUCAAAGCUGACUGGAAAGAGUGUGUUAAUCGUGGAGGAUAUUAUUGGAACUGGAAGGACUAUGAAGGCUCUGCUUAAUAACAUAGAAAAAUAUAAGCCAAAGAUGAUUAAGGUAGCAAGUUUGUUGGUGAAAAGAACAUCCCAACCUGAUGGGUACAGACCUGACUAUUAUGGAUUUGAAAUUCCAAAUGUGUUUGUGGUAGGUUAUGCCUUAGACUACAACGAGCACUUCAGAGAUCUAAAUGUAAGUGUUUUCAGCUAUAAACAAGAUUUUUUUUCAGUUUGUUGGAGCCUUGAAGAGCCUGUCAUUUUCCUCUCCCUUGAGGCUUUAUGUCAUGGCCAUGGUCCUUCCAGCAGAAGAGGACCGAAUAGAACUCCCUUCAGAACCUCAGACACCAUUCCUAGAGGAGUCGUUGUUAAGCGUUGUGAGCAAUUCCUUCCUACCUCUUCUCUUGAAAUCUCUUUCCCCCACCUCCCAAGAGCUGAAUGAGUCACUUCUGCCACACUACCAUCUUCUAUGAGUCUGAAGAGUCAGGUCUUGUCUAUACUAGGAUUUUUGAGAUCUGUAAUUCCCAAUAAAUGCAGCUCAACCAGUGGAAGCUGUAAUAUAGGUACGGCUCAGAUAGCUUAGCUGUUUUACUACUUUGUCUUCUAUCCCUGUUCUCAGUGAAUCAGAGAUAAAAGAGGCCUGACACUUGUCUAGCACUUCUACUGGUACUCCCAUUGAUGGAGGUUCACCAGUUGGAAAUUAUAGUCCAAAAAUUCUUAGUGUAAAUACAGCCUGAGAGAUUGGGAUCAUGACUCAAAUCUAGGUCUCUAAAGUGCAGGGUACUAAUCACUAGACCAUUUAGCUGGUCAAAAAUGAAAUAUAUUUCUGAUUAAAGACAAUUCAAUAAUGUAAUUAAUUAUACUGUUGCAAUCUGUGACAUGUUGUUUCAGCACAUAUGUGUUAUCAAUGACAACGGCAAAGGAAAAUACAAAGUCUGAAGCAGGUCCAAGCCUGAAGAUCUGUACAUUCAGUGAACUGGAAAUUUGACUACAAUCCUUGAAACAUAUCCCUGAAAACUAAUUUAGUAGACUUAUGUUUCUUUCAUCUCAGUAUAAAAAGUGGUUUCCUCUAAGGAUAUUGACUUUGGUAUUCAAAAGUGAGUGCUCCUCUCUAAAUAUGAAGCAUUGGGCUUUUAAAGUAUUGCAGGUUUUAAAUACUAAAAUUGCAACAUACUGUGUCUUGUGACUAAUAACUUAUCUACCUACAGACUUGUGAAUACAUCUUUUCUACAUUUAGUCAGACACUCUAAAUCACUUAUUAUUUUUACAGUUUGUAUACCUUGGAAUGUCAUAUACAGUUGCUCAGCCAUAACUUUACAUUGUGUUUUAAAUUUGAUUUUGUAAUACUGCAAACAUGUAUUAACCAGUAAAUUCAGCAUCACUUUAGUUCUAAUCAAAUCCAGCACUAAUGUUCAGUGUUAAUUCAUACACUGUUAGGUUUCAAAUGAAUGUGUGUGUUUGUGUACUUCUGACCACUAUUAUCUGCUCCAUUAGAAUAUUCUGAACUACAGUAUACAAUGAAUCUUAAUGAUGUUCUGAAAUAAACCUUUACAAGACACUCUUGAUUUGAACUUUCAAGAUGAGAUGAUAAUGGUGGUCAUAUAUGUAUGGAUGUAUUCAACUGUGUUUAAUAUACUGAAUUUUAAUUGAAAGAAAACAAUGGUGGUGAGGCUUCAGUUUCUAAACUGCGUCCUUUUAUUUGUAUGGGACAUAAGUCACGGAAUGAACAAAAUGUUUUCAAGGGCAUAUUUCCAUAAUUAAAAAUAAUAAAGUACAAAAGUUUAAUGUUCGCACGGCAGUUAUUCCAGUAUAACUUUGGUUUUCAUAACAUUUUUAACAAAGUUAAGACAUUUCUAUAGUGAAUUGUCCUAUACAGGAAUGCAGAAAUGACUGUUUUGAAGAGUCCUACUAUAAAAACAGUAAACAUUUAUAACAAAAACUCAAUAUCAUAAAAAACAAGUCAGCAUCAUAAAUAUUGAAGACUCUAGAGACUUUCUGCUUUCCUUAAACAGCAUUUUUGAAAUGUUUGUUAAUUUACCUGUUGUAUUACUUUGAAAAAUGUAAUUAUGUGCUGCAUACAACUGUUCUCAAUAACUUCCUGAGGGAAGCAAAUGCCAAGUAAAUAACUAUAACAACAACAGCUUUGUU
Mauremys reevesii (Reeves's turtle) is the source of this 3501-nucleotide messenger RNA. It is a transcript of the gene PRTFDC1, whose product is annotated as phosphoribosyl transferase domain containing 1. The record is from RefSeq and is a predicted model, not a curated record. Gene Ontology annotation, biological process: purine ribonucleoside salvage. Bases 1064 to 1795 code for a protein of 243 amino acids. The transcript has 9 exons. NCBI's taxonomy places the organism in Eukaryota, Metazoa, Chordata, Testudines, Geoemydidae. Gene Ontology annotation, molecular function: hypoxanthine phosphoribosyltransferase activity.